This is a messenger RNA of Anneissia japonica, 508 nucleotides long. RefSeq names its product prosaposin-like. Lineage: Eukaryota; Metazoa; Echinodermata; Crinoidea; Comatulida; Comatulidae. The record is from RefSeq and is a predicted model, not a curated record. The transcript is spliced from 4 exons. Gene Ontology annotation, cellular component: lysosome. The coding region runs from base 92 to 493 and encodes 133 amino acids. Gene Ontology annotation, biological process: sphingolipid metabolic process.
UAUUCUAUUUUUUUUUUCUCUUAAUAUUAAUAGUUAAUGGCAAUUAACCAGCAAUUAUUGUUCAAUGAUCUUUUCUACUUUAUAGGUAAAUAUGAUGACACUGACUUUGGCAAAACCAAUUUUGAAAUUCAAGGAUGAUUUUGUUGCCAAGGCAAAUGUUGUCCCUGCAAUAGAAAUGAGUCAAGCACAGCCAGUACCCCGGAAAUUGGAAGAGUCCACGAUUUGCACAGUGUGUGAAUUAGUUGUCAACGAGCUUGACCGAUUGCUUUCGGAUAACGCUACCGAGGAUGAAAUUAUAUCAGCAGUUGAAAAGGUAUGCGAUCAACUGCCGUCAGCCUUCAAGACUGAAUGCAAUGCACUUGUGAGCCAGUAUGGGGCCGCUCUCAUUGAGCUGUUGGUACAGAAGAUCAAACCCGACGAAAUCUGUAUGAAACUCAAUCUUUGCACUGGCAAAGGUAUGUGUAACAUUCAUAUCUUAUCAGGCAACCCAUAACGAAGAUGCCUUGCA